Cyclopterus lumpus (lumpfish) is the source of this 4773-nucleotide messenger RNA. RefSeq names its product ankyrin repeat and LEM domain containing 2 (gene ankle2). Gene Ontology annotation, cellular component: endoplasmic reticulum. Gene Ontology annotation, biological process: negative regulation of phosphorylation. Gene Ontology annotation, molecular function: protein phosphatase 2A binding. Bases 150 to 3050 code for a protein of 966 amino acids. The transcript has 13 exons. Lineage: Eukaryota; Metazoa; Chordata; Actinopteri; Perciformes; Cyclopteridae. The record is from RefSeq and is a predicted model, not a curated record.
AAGCAUGCGCAGAACAUGUUGUAAACAAUGAUACUAUUCCAGACCGUCUCCAGCUUUGUGUCUAUCCAACAGUUUAUAUGUACAAAACUAACAACGAUUUCCCUCAGCUCCGCGUAUAUUAAAUGCAAAUGUUCGAUGGGAGCUGAAGCAUGGAGGUGGUUCUGAGUAGGCUGAGGGGGCUAAGUGCUGAUGAACUGCGCGAGGAGUUUGCCCGAGCAAACCUCAAGUGUGGUCCUAUUACCGCUACCACCCGAGCCACCUUUGAGAGGAAGUUAGCUCGAGUCCUGGUCGGGCCAGAGAGCAGUGACACUGAAUCGGACAACAGCUCUUCAGCCGGUUUCUUGGGCGGUGCGGCCUCCAAUGCAGAUUAUGCCAAACCUGGGUCAUAUGCCAAUUCAGCUCAAACAAGCAUCACACUCGCUGAGGCAUCCGGCGAAGAGUCAGACUUUGGCUACGGUGUGGGUCUCAACCCUCCAGAUGAAGAAGUGAUCUCAGUAAACGCAACCUCCAACAGCUUUGCGGAAACCCCUUCAAAGUUGACACAAGUGUCCCCAACAUCUUAUUUUGGAGUUUGUCCACUGUGGGAAGACGUUUUGACUAGAAAUGAAAGAGCACACGUGUACACGGAUAAGAAAGAUGCCCUUCAAGCUGUUAAGACGAUGAAGGGAGCCCGCUUCAAAGCCUUCCCUAACCGUGAGGAUGCUGAGAAGUUUGCUAAGGGGAUCUGUGACUAUUUCCCCUCUCCCAACACAUCUACAGCUUGUGUAUCUCCUGUCAAACCAGGCCUGGUCAUUUGUAAAGACAACAUGGAGGUUGACACCAUCAACCGGGAGCGGGCCAACAGUUUCAAGAGCCCACGCCCCCAAGACCUGACCGCCAAACUGAGGAAAGCUGUGGAGAAGAGCGAUGAGGUGACCUUUAGCGAUCUGGUCUGGAGCAACCCACGCUAUCUCAUUGGUUCAGGGGAUAAUCCCACGAUUGUGCAGGAGGGCUGCCGGUACAACGUAAUGCACGUGGCAGCCAAGGAGAACCAGGCUGGAAUCGCCCAGCUGCUGCUGGACACCUUGGAAAACCCAGAGUUUAUGCGCCUCAUGUAUCCAGACGACCAGGAAGUUAUGCUGCAGAAACGUAUCCGCUACAUUGUAGAUCUUUACCUCAACACUCCAGAUAAGGCUGGCUUUGAAACACCACUCCACUUUGCCUGUAAGUUUGGGUGUCCAGACGUGGUUAAUGUCCUGUGUUCCCAUCCUGACAGCGAUAAGAACUGUAAGAACAAGGAUGGCCAAAAGCCGUUUGAUCUUAUUUGCAGCAGAAAAAAUAAAACCCAAGAAGUGAAGCAGAAGAUAAGUGACUAUUUGGAGGACCGCUGCUAUAUCCCUUUGCUGAGGGCAACCGACAACACCUCCCAGCCCAUUAUUGGUGGUUUGUGGUCACCUGAGUCCUCAGAAAGUCUCUUGCUGACCCAGCGGCACACAAGAAGCCCAAUGGAUCCCGUGAUGGCUGUCACAGCCUUCGCUGGCCCACUGAGUCCUUCUAAAGCAGAUCAAUUCCGUCGGUCCUGGAAAACACCGCCCAGAGACAGGGCGGUGCUUUUCCACCACAUUCUGAAGUCUGAUCCUGACCGUGGGGCAGAGCGAGUGGGCAGAGACCUGGCUCAUGAGAUGGGCCACCCAUGGGCGGAGUACUGGGACUUUCUUGACAGUUUUGUGGAUCUGUCAUCAACUGAGGGGCUUCGCAAGCUGGACGAGUACCUUAGCAAGAAGGAUUUCAGCCCACGGGCUCAUGAAGGGGCUGGGGAGAAUGAGACCAGCAACAGGUUCAAAACCCCAUCUCCAGGCAAGCCCAAAAAGUUCUGCAACUCCAUCUCUGUUGGUGCCUUCCUGGACGAGGGUGAUGACAUUAGCCUUGAGGAGAUGAAGAACCGGCAGAAUGCAGCACUCACUAGCAUCACAUCCUCUGCUGCAUCUAAGGACUGCCUGAAGGGAGCAGUGGGUGGCCACGAGUUCCACAUCCUGCCCAUCACACUGCACCACCACGGGGCUGACCUGAUCGAGACAGCGGCAGAGCAGGACUUGCUGUGCUGCUGUGACGAAAGCCUCCUGACGCCUGGCAUUGUCUGCAAAAAUGGGGUGUGCUCCUCCUCCAGAGAUAGGACUCACAAUGGAGACAAGGUGACUCCUCGCACCUCUCCGUCCUCCUCCUGCCUGUUAUCGCCCAUCUCCAAUCUCAUGGUCGACUUUGAGCGCAUGUCUCUGCAAGAGCCGCUGGACAGCCCCACCAGCUGCAGGGAGCGGAGGAGCAGUGGCGGGAGCCGGCACAAGGAGGUCCGGGACUCCUACAGCUCCUCCUCAGCCACAGACCUCAGCUCCGGGCUGAACCACCUAUCUCUUGGUCACAGCAGUCAGGAUGGUGAGACUGUGGAGGUGCCAGGCUGGACAACAGGUGGAAGAGGGACAGAGGAGAGGCGCAACAGUGGCAGCUCAGAGGAGUACUUUGAAGCAGAGGAGAAUAUGGAGAUGUCGGGCAGGACUAGGGGAUCAGUAUCAGGGGGGCGCAACUUCUGUGCUCGGUCCAAGUCAUGGGACCAUGGGGGGAGGGACCUGAGCAGCUCAGGAUCCUCUGGGUCCUCCUAUAAGUCCUUAGAUAACUCUAAUGAGUUCCUACCCAGGACCCCGCCGCAUAUUAAAAGAGGACUUUUCAUUGACGGGGAUUCGCCAUCCAAGUUGGACAGAGAGGUCCUGUCGGCAAUAGAAAGCUUAGACUUCGAUCCCCAGAAGUAUCCCAGCAUUCUCAAGUGGAAGAGCACAAUGAAGUCGUACUCGGCGUCAGACAUGCAGAGCUGGCCCAGCCCUGCGGUGGUAAAACCACGACUCAGGAUGCAACAUCAAACUCUCAGGUCACCGGUCAGCGGCCCGAUGUCUCCCACCGGCCGCUUCAGUCCUGCCCGGCAUGCCGCCUCACCAGACUUCAGCCCCAGCCGUUACAGCCCUGCCAAUGCUAGCUACAUACAGCGCAUCCGCCUCAAGCACUUGAACGAGCCAUCUAACUGACCACUCUGCUCCCCCACUACGGCCAUACCCUCUCCUAGCCCUAACCUCCCACUCCCAUUUAAAAUCCAGCUGCACCAAGGUGGCUACACCCAGGCUCAGAAACCCUAUACCUAACAGAAAUAUGCACAAGUGUCUGGAAGAUUUGUAUUAAUAAUGUAUGGUACUACUCCUAUGUAAUACAGGAAUUCUCAUCACGUUGGGUUGUGAUGUACACUCAAGACUUUAAAAAUGAAAAAAAAGAAACCGUGAUAAUUUAUGUACUGUACGGAUGUGGGCCAUGUUGAAUUGACGGUAAUGUUAUUUGUGGCAAGUGUGAAGCACCUGUAUCAUAGCCUGAGUCAACUUUUUUGAAUAUUGUGAGUACAAGCCGCACUCCCCAAAGUUAGUUUCUUCUCUAAAACCUUGGUGCUGAAUCUUCAACAGGAUUCUGGCACUGAGGAUGUUCUUUACAAACAAAAAAAAGUAAAUUGUCAAUAUUUUAAAAGUUAUUUUUUGUAUGUUGGUAAGUAGCACAAAAAUGUAAUGUUUUUAUUAAUGGUGUUAAAACCGACUGCCAUUUCCUAUGUUUUCCUCAGUUCAGGAAUUGCCUUAAUUUUCUAAAGUGAUGGACCAGCUCUGUCAGUUUGGACACGCUCUCUAGCUCAUACGUGAAAUAUCUGGACAUGGCAACCUCACUGGCUGUGGGAUUUACAGAUGAUUAGGGCAAACAUGGGAAAAACUGAUUAGACUGAGAUCUUCCAUGUUUUUAUUUUGUUCUUCAAUAAAUGCAUACCUUUUUCAUCUUUUCUCGGUGGUUCCUGGACACGUCUUGACUUUUCCUUUCUGCCACAACCAGCGGCCUUAGACUGCAAUUUGUAUUUUUUUUUUCUUUUUCUAAAUUAUCUUUAAAUCACAAGUAUUUCCCACAGUGUGAGCAUGAAUUCAAAAAAACACUCAUCUGCAAAGUGUCAUUUCAAAUUUGUCUUGUUUGGGCUGAACCUAAAAUUGCCACGUCUGAGCGUUAAGCUGUAUUAAGCGAUUGUUAACCACUAGGGGGCUGAAAGACUCCACAACUAAAUAAACAAAAGAAAUAUGUAUUUAUUAGAUUAUUAUAGAUGUCUUGUUAAUGAAAAACUGCCUUACGCUUACAGAGAACCCAACUGAUUAGAUGAGAGCUGCAUAGUGGGAUCGGCAGUAUUCGCAACCCUUUUCACUUUAUAAACAGUAGUUUGAUAGUGUUCAUUUAAAAUAUAGCACUUAAUAGAGCUUUAAUUCCUAAAGUUAUGUCAUGAAGCUCUUCAAUGGUUCAAAUUCAGUGAACUCAUGUACACAUGGCAGAUACAUGUCUAAUGGUGGAAUGUGAAUGUACAAACACCUGCUGUAUCCAAAUUGUUAUUUAGGGAUGAAUUUACUGCUGUAUGAGGGCUUAUCAGCUAAGUCUGGGACAAAAAAGCCAAUCAUUUUUAAUAUUCAGAUUGAUACUCCACUUAGGUUGAGAGAAACAAGUGUUCUGAAUGUACAUUUUUUGUAAACUAAACCUUUUAUCCAAGAGCACAAACUACUUCACUGAGAAGAUUGUAUUGUUAUCCUUGUGCUCUCAGGUGACAACAGAUCUAAUUCUGCUCUCUGAAUGUUUAUGAAUGUGGAACUUUGCAAAAAUGCACCUAAAAAAACUUAAAACAUGCUUCUUGUGCUUUUAGCAUUCUGUGCUUUAUUAAAAGUUAACUUUCAUGGUGAAUUCUCA